Molecule: messenger RNA, 3321 nt
Organism: Melospiza georgiana
Lineage: Eukaryota; Metazoa; Chordata; Aves; Passeriformes; Passerellidae
Gene: R3HCC1L
Product: R3H domain and coiled-coil containing 1 like
Exons: 7
Coding region: 1-2964 (987 amino acids)
Source: RefSeq, a predicted model, not a curated record
AUGAAGCUGCCUGGGAUACAGCCGGACGGAAACCGCAUCGGAGAGCUUCGGCUCGGUAGCAAGGAGCUCCUGGAGCGGGGAGCGGGCAGAGACCCGCUGCCCAUCGGCCAAACUAACCAGGGCGGCCGCACCGGCUUGCCCGAAGCCUUCGUAGCGCGGUGUCCCCACGUCUGCCCGCCCGGUCACAGCGAGCACCACGGCUCCCGCCCGCUGUGUGACCCACCACCCCAGCCACGGAGCCUCCUUCCUGCGGCUGCCGGCUGCUGCCGGGGUAGGACGGCCCGCCGCGGCACCGUGGCCGCCCGUGGUGCCGAGCAGAGCACGGUGCGCCCCGGCGGCGGCGGUAUCGGCCCGAGCGCCCACAGCCGCGGGGAGGAGAGGCAGUACCGGCCCGUGUGCCCGGGGCCGCGGGGAGGAGCGGCGGCGGUACCGGCCCGAGCGCCCACAGCCGCGGGGAGGAGCGGCGGUACCGGCCCGUGUGCCCGGGGCCGCGGGGAGGAGCGGCGGUACCGGCCCGAGUGCCCACGGCCGCGGGGAGGAGCGGCGGUACCGGCCCGAGUGCCCACGGCCGCGGGGAGGAGCGGCGGCGGUACCGGCCCGAGCGCCCACAGCCGCGGGGAGGAGCGGCAGUACCGGCCCGUGUGCCCGGGGCCGCGGGGAGGAGGGGCGGCGGUACCGGCCCGUGUGCCCGGGGCCGCGGGGAGGAGGGGCGGCGGUACCGGCCCGAGUGCCCACGGCCGCGGGGAGGAGCGGCGGUACCGGCCCGAGUGCCCACGGCCGCGGGGAGGAGCGGCGGUACCGGCCCAUGUGCCCGUGUGCCCGGGGCCGCGGGGAGGAGCGGCGGGGCGGGGCGGGGCGGGCGCGGGGCCGCGCUGCCGGUGCCGCACUACAGGUCCCGGCGCUCCCCUCGGCGGGGCGGGCUCGGCGCGGCGGAAGCGGCGGCGCGGCGCGGAGCGACGGGGGACCUGGCGCGGCCACGGGCACGGUGGCACCAUGCAGCAGGAGGCCGAGGGCAGCCGGGUGCGCCGCAGGAAGCCCGACAUGGCGCUCUACGUGCCCAAAGCGCGGCGGGAGCGAGAGGCGCGAGCGGCAGGGGACGCGCGGGGGGCCGGGCACCGCCGCGAGCCCCAGAACCACCGGCUGCUGCAGGACCCGGCCGGCGGCGAGGGGCACAGGCCGAGCCCCCGAGCCAGGACACAGGCAGGCAGGGCGGCGAGGAAGGAGAGCAAGGUGGAUGCCGGCCCAAAGGAGCUGCGGGCAGCCUCUGCCAGGCACAGCCAUAGGACGAGAGGCAGCUGCCCUGUUGCACUGGAAAGCCUGGAGGCGUCACCCAGCAUGCGUGAACCAUGCCCAGAUCCAGCUGUUGCUCAGCACAGGGACAGGCAGGACAAAGCAUCUCACGAGGAACCUGCAGAGCUCAGCCACAACCACAGGGUGAUAAGGACUGAGCCUGACCCUCCAUCCACACUGAAUGCCCAGGCUGAGGCUGUGAAGGCUCCCCCUGAGCCUGGGGAUGACCCCGCUAGCCCAACACCCGCUGCUAGCCCAACGCUGGUUUGUCAGACAGGCCUGAGUAGCGUGUCGGAGCACUUGGGGGACAGCACCCCAGAUCCAGCUGAGAACCUCUCCCAAAGCCUGGGAGAAGCUGUCCUGCAGUCAGCAGGGGUGGGCAGCCAUGGCAGGGUGCCCCAGGUGGUGGGGGAGACAGUGGGUCCGAAAGCCUGCGAGGGGGAGAGGGAGGGGGAGAGGGAGGAGGGGAGGGAUGAGCAGAGGUCUCUCCUGGCAGAGCAGAGCGAGGGUUGUGCCACUGGGGUGCCAGAGGCAGAGGAGACGUGGGGAGGCAGAGCUGAGGUUCCUGGGGAGAGCACCUUGCAUGCACCAGGAGCCAGCUGUGAGCCUGUGUUCCUGGGGGGCAGCAUGGGCGAUGUUCCAGUGCUCCCAGCGGGGAGCACCCCACAGCAGGGCAUGGGCAGCCCAUCCCAGCCUGCCAUGGAGGAGAGCACUGCUGGUGCUGGGGGUCCCAGAGGGGAGGGUGACCGGGUGCCUGCUGUAGUGGAAGCAGGCAGCACUUAUGCCUGCCCAGAUAGCAGUGCUGGAUCUGAGAGCAGCCCCCCGUGGGAGGGAGCACCUCUGGAAAGCUGUGAGCCUCCAGUGCCCCUAGAGCAGCUGUGCCAUGGCAUGGAGAGGAUCUCACCUGCGUCCUGGGCCAAGGAGCUGGCAAAGCCAGAUGAGGAUGUGGGCUCACUGCAGAAGCACCAGGAGGCUGAGAAAGAAGAGAGAGGUCUCCACAGCAGCUCCCCUACGGAAGGACAGAGCAGUGCCAGUGCUGAAACCCUGAGCCAGACCAGCCCAGGUGCUGAGGAGAGCUGGGAUGUGCUGUUCAACGAUGAUGGGGACUGCCUGGACCCACGGCUGCUGGAGGAGCUCUCAGGGGGUGAGAAGCGCCAGGAGAGCCAGCAGUCACCCCGCUUCAACUACUAUCGGGCGGAACCUGCUGCUCCAGACAUCAGCGAUGACGAGCUGCCCCACGUCAUCGAGAUCUACGACUUCCCCGCGGAUUUCCGCACCGAGGAUCUCAUGCGUGUCUUCUGCAGCUAUCAGAAAAAAGGCUUUGAUAUUAAAUGGGUGGAUGAUACGCACGCCCUGGGCGUCUUCUCCAGCCCCAUAACAGCACGCGAUGCCCUCAGCACCAAGCACCUGAUGGUGAAGACGCGCCCACUGUCCCAGGGCACCCGCGCCUCUAAAGCCAAAGCCAGGGCAUUUGCUGAGUACCUGCAGCCAGCCAAGGAGCGCCCUGAAACAUCAGCUGUCCUGGCCCGGCGGCUGGUGAUUGGUGCCCUGGGGGUACGGAGCAAGCAGACACCAGCCCAGCGAGAUGCAGAGCGGAGGAAGCUGCAAGAGGCUCAAGAGAGGAAGCGCCUGGAGAACAAGCAGCGGGAGGAUGCCUGGGAGGGCCGGGACUGAGCCAGGAGGCUGCACUUUGAGCCCAUGUCCCUCUCUGCAGGCGGGCAGAGCACUCUGCGUCUCAGAGCUGGGACACGUUCUGCACUGUGUCCAAAAGCACUGGGCUGCUUCACCGAGAGGGCUGAGCAGCGUGAGGGCUGGUUGGUGCUGUGGGGAUGCUGUUGCUGUCAGGCAGCACUGCCCACCCUGCCCAGGGCAGAACCCCCGAGGCUGCCAGCCACAGCAGGAGCAGCAGCAGGAUGCAGGGAGCUCAGCAGAGAGCAUGGGGGGCUGUGUGGGGUGGCCCUGGCCACCUGGAAGGGCCUUGUGAUUGAGAGUUUCUGUCCUUUAUUUUGCUAAUAAAUGCCAUUUAUUUUA